GGAGGCGGCGGCGGCGGCGGCGGGCCGGGACCGGCCCGGUUCGGUCCGGUCCGGGGGGCUUCCGUCCUUCCUUCCCGUCCUUCCCUGUCCGGUGCCUGGGCGCCAUGAAGGGGUCGCUGACGCUGCUGUCCCGGGUCCCGGCCCACCCCGACUCCCGCUGCUGGUACCUGGCCUGGGAGCCCGCCGGCGCCCUGCUCGCCUCCUGCGGCGGAGACCGCGCCGUCCGCCUCUGGGCCCCGCAGGGGGACGGCUGGGUGUGUAAGUCGGUCCUGUCGGAGGGGCACCAGCGCACGGUGCGGAAGGUGACCUGGUCCCCCUGUGGGAGCUACCUGGCCUCCGCCAGCUUCGACGCCACCACCUGCAUCUGGAAGAAGAACCAGGAUGACUUUGAGUGUGUCGCCACCCUCGAGGGCCACGAGAACGAGGUGAAGUCAGUGGCCUGGGCCCCUUCGGGCAACCUCCUGGCCACGUGCAGCCGAGACAAGAGCGUCUGGGUGUGGGAAGUGGACGAAGAGGACGAGUACGAGUGCGUCAGCGUCCUCAACUCACACACGCAGGACGUGAAGCACGUGGCCUGGCAGCCCACGCAGGAGCUUUUAGCGUCGGCCAGCUACGACGACACGGUGAAGCUGUACCGGGAGGAAGAGGACGACUGGGUGUGCUGUGCCACCCUGGAGGGCCACAAAUCCACGGUGUGGAGCCUGGCCUUCGACCCCACCGGCCAGCGCCUGGCCACCUGCAGCGACGACCGUACCGUGCGCAUCUGGCGCCAGUACCUGCCGGGCAACGAGCAAGGAGUGGCGUGCGGCGGCUCCGACCCCACCUGGAAGUGCAUCUGCACCUUGUCCGGUUGCCAUUCCCGGACCAUCUACGACGUGGCCUGGUGUCACCUGACGGGGGCCCUGGCCACGGCCUGCGGCGACGACGCCGUCCGGGUGUUCGAGGAGGAUCCCGGCUGCGACCCCCACCAGCCCACCUUCUCCAUGACGGCCCACCUGCCCCGGGCCCACUCCCAAGACGUCAACUGCGUGGCCUGGAACCCCAAGGAGCCCGGCCUCCUGGCCUCCUGUAGCGACGACGGGGAGAUGGCCUUUUGGAAGUAUCAGAGGCCCGAAGGACUGUGAGCUGGGCCCGCCCCGAACACGAGACCGGGCCUCUUGGAGAAGCAUCCAGGUUCUCCUGACCCUCGGUGGGGGGCCGACGCGGCCCGGCCCCCCUUUCCUCGGCCUGAGGCCGGGAGGAGCCGCGUAUAAUAAACGUCUAACGAGAACCUC
Messenger RNA from Ornithorhynchus anatinus (platypus), 1274 nucleotides. It is a transcript of the gene CIAO1, whose product is annotated as cytosolic iron-sulfur assembly component 1. Gene Ontology annotation, biological process: iron-sulfur cluster assembly. Gene Ontology annotation, cellular component: cytosolic [4Fe-4S] assembly targeting complex. Gene Ontology annotation, molecular function: protein binding. Lineage: Eukaryota; Metazoa; Chordata; Mammalia; Monotremata; Ornithorhynchidae. The record is from RefSeq and is a predicted model, not a curated record. The transcript is spliced from 7 exons. The coding region runs from base 105 to 1124 and encodes 339 amino acids.